Messenger RNA from Diabrotica balteata, 282 nucleotides. The record is from the annotation of a GenBank genome assembly. Lineage: Eukaryota; Metazoa; Arthropoda; Insecta; Coleoptera; Chrysomelidae.
AUGGAGGUUGUAGGAGAUUAUGAAUAUAGUAGCAAAGAUUUAAUAGGCCACGGUGCAUUUGCUGUAGUCUUUAAGGGCAGACUUCGAGAGAAUCCCUCAUGUACGGUUGCCAUUAAGAGUAUAACAAAGAAGAGUUUGGCAAAAUCACAAAAUUUGCUUGGGAAGGAAAUAAAAAUUUUAAAGGAACUGACUGAACUUCACCAUGAAAAUGUUGUUGCCUUGUUAGACUGCAAAGAAUCUGCUAAUAAUGUCUAUUUAGUCAUGGAGGUAAGUAGAUUUUAA